CGGCUGCUCGCAGCUGCCUGACAGAGAACGAAGUCGUUUUCGAACGCAGUCAAUGUAGUUCUUGAUCCGCUGUACGAAAAGUAGUUCGAGACGGUCGAGAGGCUGUGAGUGGCUCCCUCUGAGCGGUCAACUUGCGCAUCGUUUCGUCAAACCCAACCCGGCCGGUCCAGACCUUGUCGGUCAGAGUGUCACAGUCCUCGGUCAGUGUCGCAUCCAGCCACCACACUUCAAGGAUUUCGCUGCUGGCAGCUCGUCGCCUUUGUCCUCAUCAGUCUAUGAAAGGAACUUCAAAACGAAAAUGCGCGAAGUCAUCUCCGUCCACGUCGGCCAGGCCGGAGUGCAGAUGGGCAACGCGGCGUGGGAGCUGUACUGCCUGGAGCACGGCAUCAACCCUGAUGGCACCAUGCCCGCCUCGAGCACGGACACCUCCUUCUCGACCUUCUUCCACGAGACGGGCACCGGCAAGCACGUGCCCAGGGCCAUCUUCGUGGACUUGGAGCCCACGGUGAUCGGCUCGGUGCGCACCGGGGCGUACCGCCAGCUGUACCAUCCGGAGCAGCUCAUCACGGGCAAGGAGGACGCCGCCAACAACUACGCGCGCGGCCACUACACUGUGGGCAAGGAGAUCGUGGACACAGUGCUGGACCGCAUCCGGAAGGUGUCCGACCAGUGCUCCGGCCUGCAGGGCUUCCUCAUCUUCCACUCGUUCGGCGGCGGCACCGGCUCCGGCUUCUCGUCGCUGCUCAUGGAGCGGCUGUCCGUGGACUACGGCAAGAAGAGCAAGCUGCAGUUCUCCAUCUACCCCGCGCCUCAGAUCGCGACCGCCGUGGUGGAGCCGUACAACACGGUGCUGGCGACGCACACCACGCUCGAGCACUCGGACUGCACGUUCAUGGUGGACAACGAGGCCUGCUACGACUUGUGCCGCCGCAACCUGGACAUCGAGCGUCCCAACUACAACAACUUGAACCGUCUCAUCUGCCAGGUCGUGUCCUCCAUCACGGCCUCGCUGCGCUUCGACGGCGCGCUCAACGUGGACCUCAACGAGUUCCAGACCAACCUGGUGCCGUACCCGCGCGUGCAUUUCCCUCUGGUGAGCUACGCGCCCGUCGUGAGCGCGGCCAAAGCCAUUCACGAGCAGUUCACCAUCGGCGAGAUCACGUCGUCGUGCUUCGAGGCUGCCAACCAGAUGGUCAAGUGCGACCCGCGCCUGGGCAAGUACAUGGCUUGCUGUCUGCUGUACCGCGGCGACGUAGUUCCGAAGGAUGUCAACAACGCCAUUGCAGCCAUGAAGGCCAAGAAGCACAUCCAGUUUGUGGACUGGUGCCCGACUGGCUUCAAGGUGGGCAUCAACUACCAGCCCCCGACCGUGAUCCCCGACGCCGACCUGGCCAAGGUGUCCCGCGCGGCCUGCUUGCUCUCCAACACGACCGCCAUCGCCGAGGCGUGGUCUCGGGUCAACUACAAGUUCGACCUGAUGUACGCCAAGCGCGCUUUUAUCCACUGGUACGUUGGCGAGGGCAUGGAGGAGGGCGAGUUCUCAGAGGCUCGCGAGGACCUGGCAGCCCUCGAGAAGGACUACGAGGAGGUGGGCGCCGACACGGCCGGUGACGAGUACGAUGAGGAAGACGAGUAUUAGUCCAGUCAAUUAUGUAAUGUUAAUCUUUGCACGAGUUCUAGUCCAAUGUAUUGUGUUUUCUGCACAACUUGUAUUUAAAUGUAUGUAUGAAUGUUGUCUUUUUGAUAUCGUGUUGUGAUCACCAUGUUGCAUUUUUAUAAAUUUUUAAUUGUGUUUCAAUGAAUAUAUUUGGUAUCUUCA
This is a messenger RNA of Thrips palmi, 1819 nucleotides long. Its product is annotated as tubulin alpha chain-like. Gene Ontology annotation, cellular component: cytoplasm; microtubule. Gene Ontology annotation, biological process: microtubule cytoskeleton organization; mitotic cell cycle. NCBI's taxonomy places the organism in Eukaryota, Metazoa, Arthropoda, Insecta, Thysanoptera, Thripidae. The record is from RefSeq and is a predicted model, not a curated record. Gene Ontology annotation, molecular function: GTP binding; structural constituent of cytoskeleton. The transcript has 6 exons. The coding region runs from base 299 to 1639 and encodes 446 amino acids.